AUACGCAUCAUCUUCACCUCCAUCCCCCCCAAAACUCUCAAUCCUUAAUUCCACCUUAACCUCAUAUGAUAUUUCUUUAGAUUAUGUAUCAAUACUUUUAGAAUAACAUUAUUUUAUUUACAUACCAAACAAACAUACAAGGAAAAAAGCUCGUUAUUUUUUUUUUAAAAAAACAACCAAACACAUUUUUCCCCAAAAAAAUUUCCUUCCUCCCAAACACACUUUUCACUAUUGCUUGAUUGGGAACAAGUAAUCCCAUCAUAUAUAUUUCACAGCUAAAAUAUAAAUAAUUCAAAAAAUAAUUAUUUAUUUUAUUCUAAAAUUAUGAUACCUUAUUCAAAUAGUUUAUUCAUGGACCAUCCAACUACUACAACCCUUUACUUUACAUUGGCACCUAAUCGCCGACCAAUUUGGGCGCCAAUUCCAAAUUUCUGCAAAAUUUAUCCUUUCCUCUCACAUCCACUGAGUACUUUUCCUCCUAGAAGUUUUUCUUGUGUCAGAAAGAGUUCAAUGUCUUGGUGGGAGGGUCUCAAUGAAGCUCGUGUUCUCAUCGCACCAGAGCCUUCUAAGGAUGGGAACAAGGUAGAGCAGCUAUUAUCUCUACGACAUCCAAAAUCUGGAAAUGCAACAUGUUACCUUUGUGUUGAUGGAUCUCUCCAAGAACUUCACUGGUUUAAGCAAUCUUAUGGAUCUUGGUUCCUUGGGGAUUAUGUCUGUGAAGAUGGCCGUUUGUAUACUGCAACUCCAGUCGAUCCAGUUUUUGUUCUGUUACCUAUUUUUGAAGAAGCAAGAAUGAAGAAAAAUGAUGAUCCAGGAAAGUUUAGGCAAGUGGAUGAAAUAAUUUAUGUUGUAGGCUAUCCUGGAUAUCAGCAUCUUUCUUCUGUUGCUGAGAACUGCAUGCAAGUUGUUUGUGAUGUAAAAGCUGUAGGAAUGACAAAGUUUUUCAGGCUUAAUGAUGAGAAGGUGCUGAAGUGGUUAUGCUUGAAGAGUGUCGAGCAAAAACAACCUCUCUACCUCAUGAAGGUAGGGGUAACAUCUACAUACAUCUUACCAUCCCCAGAUCGCACUUGUGGAAUUACACUGGGUUUGUUGUUGUUGAUUUGCUAUUGGAGAUUAAGUGUACAUUUGGUAAUCCAAUUAAAGAAGACUUUGUUGACACUGGAUAAGAACUAUGCUGCUCGAGAUAAGAAAGAAAUAUUAGCUGAUGCAGUAUCUAUAAUUGGAGAGUACUUAAAGGAAGAGCCUUGGUUGAAACUCAUCUGCAGCAAAUUAAGCAUAGACUUGCAAGAUGACACAAAAGCGUCAAAUUCUGAAAUAAAUUCGUCACCAAUGGAAAAUGGCUUUGAGUCCUAUCAUGAACAGCAGGGAAAGAGUGAAGGUCAGGAAAAGACUACCAGGAACAAAAGACAGACUAAAAAGAUCAAAUUGGAGACCAACUCUCUUAAUAUCAAAGACAUGUUUAGUAGGGCUACUAGACGAGGAAAAUGAAGUUAUGAAGCAUCAGAACACAGAUUAAUGACGUAAGAGGCUUCUCGGAGCAAGGUAUUACGAAUGUGGGGGAGGGGAUGUCAUUUAAAAUGUGAUCGAACAGGCUUGGAAUGAAUUGGAUGGCUUAGUUUCUGAUCUUGUGUCAUCGUUGCUGUUGAAAAUAGGUGGUACAUGUAUCCAAUUUACUGUUAACGCUUCUUAGUUAUGUAUGCAGUGAUGUUGCUAACGUAGUGUAUGCUCUGCAAAAUCAGCUGUAAAAUGCAAAGUCUGUUUUGAAAUGGAGACAAUUUAUUGUUCUUAUUUCA
Molecule: messenger RNA, 1793 nt
Organism: Capsicum annuum
Lineage: Eukaryota; Viridiplantae; Streptophyta; Magnoliopsida; Solanales; Solanaceae
Product: ribonuclease H2 subunit B
Exons: 12
Coding region: 325-1488 (387 amino acids)
Biological process (GO): RNA catabolic process; ribonucleotide metabolic process
Cellular component (GO): ribonuclease H2 complex; nucleoplasm
Source: RefSeq, a predicted model, not a curated record